Molecule: messenger RNA, 4753 nt
Organism: Polyodon spathula (Mississippi paddlefish)
Lineage: Eukaryota; Metazoa; Chordata; Actinopteri; Acipenseriformes; Polyodontidae
Product: E3 ubiquitin-protein ligase SH3RF3-like
Exons: 10
Coding region: 433-2862 (809 amino acids)
Molecular function (GO): metal ion binding; protein binding
Source: RefSeq, a predicted model, not a curated record
UGCUUUGCACAAUCGUUAAAAGCAGCGCAUGAUCAACUGGCAUAAACAUUAUUUGGUUAUAAUGGUGAUGGUGUACUCGUUCGCUUUAUUAAGGUAUGAAAAACACCUGGAAAAGGAGCCCGCAUUGGAAUGUUGCUCGAUAGUUUUAGGCAGUGGAAUGAAUUUCAAAGGAGAAUAGUAAGCACUGCUUCAGAUGAUCCUACAUGUUCACUUCGUUUAUUCUGAUGCACAGUUUCAUAUAGAUUGCCGAGCGUGUAGACGUUGCUGUGAGAGUCUUUGACCUCUCUCAUUGUACAGCUGAGGCUCAUACUGAAGUUCUCGCCAGUAUGGUGCAUGUUGGUUUCAAUGUAUCGUACGUGGAAGUAAAAAACGCCGUUACCGUUACUAUUAUUAUUAUUAUUAUUAUUAUUAUUAUUAUUAUUAUUCACUAAAAUGGACGAGUCGUCCCUCUUGGAUUUGCUCGAGUGCUCAGUAUGCCUGGAACGGCUGGACACCACCGCCAAGGUGCUGCCUUGUCAGCACACCUUCUGCCGCCGCUGCCUGGAAAACAUCUUGAGCUCCCGCAACGAGUUGCGAUGCCCAGAGUGCCGAAUACUGGUUGACUGUGGCGUGGACGAGCUGCCUGCUAACAUCCUGCUGGUGAGACUGCUGGACGGUAUUAAACAGAGACCCAGGAACGGAGGGAGACUGUCACUUACAGGGGCUUCCCUGGGAUGCGCAGCCGGUAUCUCAGCCUCCACUCCGGGGACAGCCAUACGUGACCUACAGACAGCCAUACGCAGUUCCCCGGUCAAGAAUGUUCCCCAGCUCCCCUGCGGCAAAGCCCUCUACAACUAUGAGGGGAAGGAACCCGGAGACCUGAAAUUCAACAAAGGGGACGUCAUCAUUCUGCGCAGGAAGGUGGACGAGAACUGGUACCAUGGUGAGCUCAAUGGCAGCCACGGCUUUCUGCCUGCCAGCUACAUCCAUUGCAUUAAACCCCUCUCGCAAACCCCACCUCAGGGCAAAGCACUUUACGACUUUGAAGUCAAGGACAAAGACCAAGACAAGGACUGCUUGACAUUCACCAAGGAUGAAAUUCUUAUUGUGAUAAGAAGAGUGGAUGACAACUGGGCAGAAGGAAUGCUGGGAGAUAAAAUUGGAAUCUUCCCUAUUCUGUACGUAGAGCUAAACGAGGCAGCGAAGCAGCUGAUUGAGAUGGACAAGCCAUGCCCUCCCUCCGGAUCUGGCACUGACCCCUCAGCCCCAUGCUCGGCCGCCAGUGCCACCCUGAACGGCACUAGUGCCAUGAGCGCCAUCCACCGACGCAUCGAUGGCAAGAAGAACACCAAGAAGCGGCACUCUUUCACAGCGCUCAGCAUGACGCACAGGGCUGCCCAGGCCAUGAACAAUCGGCACUCCAUGGAGAUCAGUGCUCCGGUCCUUAUCAGCUCCAGCGACCCACGAGCAGCGGCCAGGAUCGGAGACUCCACACACCUGUCCUCCAGCGCACCCUCUCAGGUAAGGGCAGGUGUUCCCCCUAGGAUUGCUGCAGCAUCUGGUGACCAGGUACUGCAGUCAAGGUCCAGCUGCCCCCUCAACAUAUACCUAGCCCUGUACGCCUACAAGCCUCAGAAGACAGAUGAGUUGGAACUGCGCAAGGGCGAGAUGUACCGCGUCACUGAGAAGUGUCAGGACGGCUGGUUCAAGGGCACCUCUCUGCGGACCGGCAUGUCAGGAGUGUUUCCUGGCAACUAUGUGACUCCAGUGUCCAGGGCACCAUUUGCUGUAGGACAGUCCCGAACCAGUCUUCCCAUUUCCUCUCAACCGGUCAAGGGGGCCCCGACCUCUCCCCAGCCUGCAAGCUCGGCCAGCCCGGUCCUCUUGAACGCUGUGGCCAGGCCUGUUGCCCCCCUGGCUGCCCCCUCCACCUCCCCACAGCUGCAGCCCGCCUCCAUGCAGCUCAAGAACUGCCUGCGGGUCUCAGGCCAGCAGACAGUCAGCCAGGCCCGCAGUGCAAUGCAGCUGGUGCAUGCCGCAGCUGAGACACAGGAGAGGCCUACAGCGACUGUUCCUCCUCUCAGAACACAGAGCUCGCCCUCACGCUCCCCAGCAACUGUGAUUCGGCUGCACUCCAUGGUGUCCCCUCAACACAUCCACCAGCCACCCAUCCCAGGUACCCCGGGGUCUCCAUGUGUCUGGCCAACCUUCCCGCUCACCUCAGCUGCUGCCGCCAUUACCCCUCCCAACGUGAACGCUGCCAACCUGAAUGGAGAGACAGGCAGUGGAGCACCCCAUCCCUCCUUGCCUUCCCUCCCCACCAGCACUGUGCCAAGCCUGCCUAAGGCAGAAGAAAAGAAACCAGAGAAGAAGGAGAAGAAAGGAGGACUACUGAAGCUCUUGUCAGGAGCAUCUGCAAAAAAGAAAUCCCGCUCCUCACCUUCCGUCUCUCCCACCCAUGAACCCCAACCACAGGCAGCAGCGGAGGCACCUAUACAGGGGGCCAUGGGUCCUGAGGUGUCGUCAGUGUUGAAUAAUGGAAGAGCAGGUUCCUGUCCCAUCGAGAGCGAGAUGCAGGGAGCCAUGGGGAUGGAGCCCCUGCACAAGAAGUCUGGUUCUUUAGAUUUGAAUUUCUCAGUCUCACCUCCUGCCAGGCAGCCAUGCUCUUCAAUGGUGGCCCUCUGUCCAGAACCCAAGCCGCUCUCGAGAGAAAGGUACCGCGUGAUCGUACCCUACCCACCUCAGAGCGAGGCGGAGAUCGAGCUGAAGGAAGGAGACGUUGUGUUUGUGCACAAGAAGCGCGAGGAUGGCUGGUACAAGGGCACCUUGCAGCGCAGCGGGAAGACAGGUCUCUUCCCAGGCAGCUUUGUAGAAAGCUUCUAAGAAGCUCGACUCUUGUCAGCUGCAGCCGCCGCCAGGCCGCAAUGUAGCACAUACUUUUUUUGUGUGUUACUUGUUGUUUUGUAAUCUUUCUUGAAGAUUCCAGCUGCCAGAAGGGGUCCUCCCCUCUUCAGCCAGACAUGCUACCCAGCACAAAGCAAGGGAAAUGACAAACCCAUUGACAUUCACUGCCAUUACUGCUUCCAAAGAAAUUUGAAAGAACAUGAACCCAUGUACAAGCACACACAGCCAUAGGCACAGAGGACAUAGAAAACCAUCCUAUGAGUUAAAAGCCUUGGCGUGACUGCACUUUUGUCAAAGUGUACAUACAAUAGUAUGCUGAAGUAGUGCCUUCUCUCAUGGCGCCACCAACCAACAAGACAGACCGACUCACCGACCAGGAGCAAAUCAUUCACAUUUUUACUCAAACAAGCUACGCAGAUUAAAUGUCUUUUUUUUUUUCAAAUGAAUGUUUUGAUGUAUUACUGUAACUUAUUUUGGAGCGGCUGCAGUGAUCCCUUUUUAGUGCCCUGCAUGGGUUAGCUGUGAGGAAUAUCCUGUGCAUUUGAUGUGUUGUUGUACUGAAGACUAAAUAGAGGAAAGUAUUAAUAGGCAGCAAUAACAAAGAUGGCCAAUGAAAUAGGGAGGGGUUGAGUAAAACCAACCAGCUUAUUCCAUUGAAUUUUUUCAGUUUAUUAUAAAUCAGAUUUAGUGAACGACAGCACAUCGCCCAAGAUCUUAUAAGCACACAGAAAUACUAGUUAUUAUAGGCCUUCAUUAGAUAAUGUACUGUAUUAAAUGUUUUGUAUUUGUUCCUGAAAAAUACUAUUACUGAAGGGGUCGGAUUCUUAUUACUGCUCAUUGUCAGCCAAUAUUGAAUCACUGGAAAUAUUGACUGAUUUAUAUCACGUCUUGCUUGAAAUAUAAGGCAUUACUAAUUCAUGUUAGCUCCCUUCAAAUAAAACAAAUCAUAUCUUUUGAAUAGCUUCCUAAUAUUUUGUCCCUCUUGCUUACCUUUUCACUGCUCUUUUGUAACUCCUAUGCUGUCAAUAAAGAUUAUUUGGAUGACCUUAAAAAAAAAGCAUGAUCCCAGAGCAAGAGCAGUGAAAAAGAGUUGUUUCACAAGAGCCGUGAAAAAAGAGUUGUUUCACAAGAGCAGUAAAAAAGAGAUGCUUCACAAGAGCGGUGAAAAAGAGUUGUUUCACUAGAACAGUGAAAAAAGAGUUGUUUCACAAGAGCUGUGAAAAAGAGUUGUUUCCCAAGAGCAGUGAAAAAGAGAUACUUCACAAGAGCAGUGAAAAAGAGUUGUUUCACAAGAGCGAUGAAAAAGAGUUGCUUCACAAGAGCAGAGAAAAAGUGUUGCCUCACAAGAGCAGUGAAAAAGAGUUGUUUCACAAGAGCAGGAAAAAGAGUUGUUUCACAAGAGCGAUGAAAAAGAGUUGCUUCACAAGAGCAGAGAAAAAGUGUUGCCUCACAAGAGCUGUGAAAAAGAGUUGUUUCACAAGAGCUGUGAAAAAGAGUUGUUUCACAAGAGCAGGACUGCAUGGUGAAUCUCCAGGUAAAUGCCCAAGUUGGGGCGUUGGGUUGUGUGUUUACUUUGACUGAUACAGUCAUUUACAAGGGAGUUUGACUUCAAAUAUAGUGUAGAGAUUUAUUGAUGCAAAAAUGUGGUCUACUGAUUAGAUGCUAUGACUGUGAGCUUACUUUUGGGCAGUUUACUGUAGGGCAGUGUUUCUCAACCCUGGUCCUGGGGGAACACUGCUGUGAUGGCUUUUGUUCCAACCAAGCACUCAUUACGUAAUUGAACCCUUAUUUGCCUAAUCUGAGUUUUUUAGUAGCUUAUAAAAAGUUUAAGAAUUUACGUUCAUUAUACAAUUUUAUAUCUAAAGUGAAA